AUGGUGAAGAUGAAUCGAGUUCUGAUAGCUGUAACAUUAGCUCUCUUAGCUUCGUCGGCGUUACUACCGGUUUCCGAUGGCGCGAGUAAACCGUCGUCGACGCCGAGAAAGGAGGAUGUUCCGUACAUCAAGUGUCAGGUGUGUGAGAAAAUGGCCUCGCGGCUACACCAGCUAGUGAAGGAGAAGCAACAACAGAUCUCUCCCAAGAAGAUCUCGGAGUAUGAGAUCAUUGAGAUUGCUGAAAAUGUAUGCGAUUUGAAGAAAGAGGAAGCUGAUUGGAUGCUCAAGAUUGACAUUGUCGAGAAAGGCAAUAAGCUUCAGCUGGUUGAACAAGAAGAAGAAGGGAUGUGCAAUUCCGAGUGCAAGACAAUCGAGGCUGCUUGUCAAAAGGUCAUUGGUUACUCAGACACUGAUGUUGCAGAGUAUAUAUACAAGUCUAAGCCUGAUCUCGCUUCACUGGUGAAUCAUCUAUGCAAAGACCUGACCGAUGCUUGUACCAAGAACCCGCCUCCUGUUCCCAAGGAUCGUGUUCCUGGAGAACCAUUUGUUGCAAAACCAUCGAAAGAUGCUGAGAUGGACAAGAUCAUGAGAUCUAUGCAGGGUAUGCCAGGAGCACCUGGCAUGAAGGUAUAUUCUAGAGAAGAUUUAGAGAAGUACAAGGAUAACUUGGGGAAACCCGGUAGUGAAGAUGAAGAUGGUGACGAUGAGGAAGAUGAGGAUGAAGAUGACAAGUUUCCCAAGAACUUGGGAAAGGUUUUGAAGGAGAAAGAGAGUAAAAAGGAAGAAUGGAAAGAGACAAUCACUAAGGAAUUCAAGAAGAGAGGGGAAGGUUUGAAGAGACAUGCACAGAAAGUGUCGAACCAGGUCAGGAGAUGGUGGAAAGGUGUUGGAUCCAAGAAAUCUAAAUCCGGAAAAUCUGAACUGUAG
Molecule: messenger RNA, 927 nt
Organism: Microthlaspi erraticum
Lineage: Eukaryota; Viridiplantae; Streptophyta; Magnoliopsida; Brassicales; Brassicaceae
Source: the annotation of a GenBank genome assembly